Molecule: messenger RNA, 560 nt
Organism: Drosophila subobscura
Lineage: Eukaryota; Metazoa; Arthropoda; Insecta; Diptera; Drosophilidae
Exons: 1
Coding region: 34-534 (166 amino acids)
Source: RefSeq, a predicted model, not a curated record
UGUCCCAUAUUGCAAUAAUCUGAGGAGUCUGACAUGCGCAUUAAGCUUGGUGUGGACGCUACCGAGUAUGCAUUAUUUGGGUCGCUCGAAAAGCUGGAGACGUUGCGAAUAUAUGUACAGCCUCAAGUCAGUUCAUUAGUGCAGCUAUUUAAAUCACUGGCCACCAAAAAGACGAAGGGAUUACUAUCUAUUCAUGAUGCGAAGAUGAAUUAUGAUGAAGUCGAUGAACUUGCCAAAGUUCUAACCCUGCGGACAUUGCAUUGCCAACUCAUCGAACCGCAACAUUUAGAACUCCUUACCUCGAUCGCCGAAAUGGACCACUCUGAAGUAACUUUUCACAAUGUUUUAAAUGAGUCCCGACCAGCAGAUGUCGAUUUGAUCAAAUUUACUCUUUUUGUCGAGAAGAAAUCGAAAACGCUUGUCUUGUUUGUUGAGAACCACACCUGUUCCACACUCCCAUAUGAGUUUAUAUCAAAACUUCACAAUGUGCGCUUGAUUCGCAUUGAGGGAAGCCAGGGAAGCGGUUCAUUAUGAAGCCUAUUCCAAGGACUGGCAUCCAG